Molecule: messenger RNA, 4909 nt
Organism: Musca domestica (house fly)
Lineage: Eukaryota; Metazoa; Arthropoda; Insecta; Diptera; Muscidae
Product: histone-lysine N-methyltransferase, H3 lysine-79 specific
Exons: 5
Coding region: 15-4328 (1437 amino acids)
Source: RefSeq, a predicted model, not a curated record
UUUCAGGCUGCCAAAUGCAGCAAAUGCUAUCAACAAAUGCCUCCGAUGCACCUGUUGCCGUCAUCUAUCAAGAAUACAACAGCGGCAACAAUGAAGAAGAAGUGGUAGUCGGCGUUGGUGGCGGCCCCGGCAGCCAGCACAAUUUAGAUCAACCCCAUACGCCCUCCACAAAUUCUGAAAGUUAUGGCCAAAAUAAUAAUAAUAAAAGUAAUAAUUAUGAAAAUCACGAUAAUAAUGAUGCCAAUGCUGAUGAUGAUCAUAGUAAUGAUGUCGCUGCCAAUGCCAUCCCUUCCCCUGCCGGCAAUGGUGAUGGAAUUGCCAUAAAAACACACCUUGAAAUGAACGGCGACCCCUCCACCACUACACACACUUAUCAAAUGACUAUGUCUAAUAAUAGCCAUACGGAUUUCAGCCAAAACAAAAGGAACAACACUACUCUUCCUACUCAGCAACCAGACGAAAGUAAUUCAGCCGGAGAGCAAGAGAUCUCCCCAACUGAUCGCUGUCUGCCCACGGAAACGACACAAUCGCGAGUAGCAGCAAAUGGACAAGCAUCAUCAUCUCUUCAGCCAAGAGAAGAGUAUGAGAGCAGUGAGCAGGAUUUGAGUAAUAACAACAGCAAUGAGAAUUGUUACAUUAAUCGUUCUCCGGUCAUCGAGCAUAGCGUUAGUGUGAUCGCACAAGUAACGCCGAAGAAUAACGAUCAACGUUUAGCGGACAAUCGUGAUGGUCCAUUGAGCCAAGUAACGACGGUAUGUGAUCAAGAUCGCGAUAUUUUAAUAACCACAGCAACAAUAACAAUGGGUCAAAAGAAUACCAAAGGUGGCGAAAUGUCACCAUCGUCAAGUUCCGCACAUUUACGGGAAUUUCGCGAAUCAUCUAUACCAGCCGAAAAUACCGGAAAUGCACGGCUACAAUCGCCCGGUUUACCAACCAUAACCGUGUCGGAUUGUAGUACCGCUACCACCAACACCAGUACACCUCUGUACCCCAAUCCCACACAGUCUGCGUACUCGCAGAGGUGUGACAAUGGCGGCAGGGAAUAUUAUGAUCAUGUUGGACAGGCAAAGCAAGAGUUCAAUGAUCACAGCAACAACACAAUGUCUGGAACAAACAAAGAAUCCGCUGGCCAAAUGGAGGGCCACAGUACGGCAUCAUUAUCUUCACCAGCCUCAAGUUCAACAUCAUCGUAUCAUCGGUCGCCUUCGCCAACGUCAAUGUACUCGCAAAUGCGUUAUAAUUAUGUGAAACUAGAAGAUGUACCCGAACAAGAGGAAGAGGAAUAUGAGGAAGACAUCGAUGAUGACGAUGACACGGAUGAGGGCAAUGAAACCGAUGAAGGUGCGACAGCAAAACAUAAAACACAACAGAACAACGUAAAAACAAAUGCCACAUUUGCAACAACAUUAUCACAUCACAACAACAACCACAACCUUGACAAUGAAUUUCUUCAGCGCAAGAACUCGGCAUCGCUCAGUCCAGAUCGCCAGCAGUACGCCAGAAGCAUUGAAAUAAAUCACAGCAAUAAUAGUACAGAUUCUAAUUUGAGCACCAGCUAUCCCGAUUCGGGUAUGGGUGAAUCGAUUGCAUCGUCAAAUGGUCGCAGUUACACCACUCCCUCCAUGCAGUCACAACAACAACAACAACAGCAACAACACUAUAUGAAACACCAGCAACAUUUUGUUCGAGAUGGCACCGACUCCACCGACUGCGACGAAACUCUAACACAUUGCGAAGAAUUAAUUGAUUUUGUUGACACAACAACUGAAUUUCUCGAUCCCUCCGAACGUUUGGUGUGCAUCGAAAGCAUUAGCCUACCAGAUGUUGUUGUCGAGUCAACAAACUCUUGUGGCAAUACAUCAUCGUCGCACAGCAGCAGCGUCGGUGGUGGCGGUGCAUCCUCAUCGAAUAAUGCUUCCUCAGACGCAGCUUCAGGUGAGGAACGCGAUAUUAUUAAUAUUAAUGGCGCCACCGGUAAUGCCAUGGGCAAUGUUCACUUCAUACCCAUACAUGUGGAGGGCAGUGGCAGCGGCCGUUCGUCGCCAAGGAAGCAAAGUGUUGACGACAGUGUUGUUGGCAGUGGCAAGGCAACAAUUGAAAUAAUCGAAGAUGUCACCGAAAUGCCACAGUUUAAUAUGGCACACAAGUCAAAUCAACAAAACGAUUUAAAAGCUGAAAGUUUGAAAAAGGAACUCUUGGAGCAGAAAACUCAAUUUACGCUACAACUGGAAGAUGCGCACAAAAAUGUGAAUCAACUGCAAACGAAAAUCAAUGAAAUGCAAAUGAAAAUUGAAACCUUAGAACAAGAAUUAUCCACCAAAACCUGGAAUGUUGAAAGAUUACAGGGAGAAUUAAAUGCAGCUCAACGGGAUGAUGAAUAUGUCCGCCAAAAACUGAAAGUACUGGAGGAUGAAAAGACAAAUCUACGCCAUCGUUUUCACGACUGCGAAGAUGAGUUGAAAGCGAAAUAUGAUGAACUCGAAACUCAGUAUAACGAAUUACAAGAAAAAUAUAAACAAACGCAAGCGUUGGCUAGUAAUUUACAAACCCAAUUGGCUCAAGCCCAAACCGAUGCCCAGGAACAGCGCGAUGAAGUCGAAAGGAUACGCACAUCACUGGAAGAACAGGUAGCUUUGCUGAAGAGUGCUCUGGAAAAUUCGGAAAAUGAGAGGAAAAUAUGUGAGGAUAAAUGGCAAAGAGAAUUUGAAAUGCUUCGGACACAAAAUAUGGAACGUGAAGAAUCCAUAAUGACCGACUGUGAAUGGCAAUUGCGUGAAACGCAAAAGCAAUGCAAAGAACGUAUAGAUAAAGUCGAGGCAGCACGUAAGGAAGCCUUUGAAAAUGUCGAACUUCUCGAAAAUGAACUGGAAGCGUUGAGCAAAGAAGCCGAUGAUUUGAAAAUCUAUCAGAAACAGGUUACCUCGUUGCGCGGUGUUGUCAAUGAACAGGCCACAUCCAUACAAACUCUGAUGUCACAAAUCGAAUCUCUGAAGACAGAGUUAGAGACAGCCAACACUAGUCUGCAGGAACAAAUUGAGGCUGUUACCAAAAUAAAAUUCCAUUGUGAUAAUGCUCUCUAUGAUAAGGAACGUCAAAUGAUUUAUCGAAUCGAUGAAGUACGCAACGAAGCUGCCGCAUUUUGGGAAGAUAAACUGUACACAGAGAUGACAAGACUGAAAAAUGAACUUGAAUCUGUUUAUGUGGACGAGCGACGCGAUGCCUUGGAUAAGCUGCAAGUGGAGCAUGUUGAAGAGUUAAAGGCCCUCACAAAUCGUUAUACCGCCAACGAGGAAGAGCUGCGAGCAGAGUUGACCGAAGCCCAGGAGGCACUGGAACGUAAAUCGAGAGAAUUCUUGGAAUUAAGAGAAAAAUCUGAUCAGGCUUUGCUACAGACUCGCAUGCAUUUGGACCGGGCAGAUCGUGACUUCCAAAAAGCCAUGUGUCAGGAAGAAGAAAGACGGGAAGCUUUGGAAUUGAAAUUGCGCAACGAAUUCGAGGAGGAGAAGCAAGAAAUGGAGGAAAAAUUCCGUGAACGUUUAGGCCAAGUUAAAGAAGAAUUUGCCAAAGAGUUACAAAUAAAUACCCAAGAAUUAACGCGAGAGCACGAAAAGGAGCUGCAAAAACUUAAAGUCAAAUUGACAGCCGAAAAGGAACAAGCCCUCCAAGAACUGGCCGAAAGACAUCGACAGAAAAUGUUCGAUGCCGAGGAGAAAAUCAAAGAAAUCGAACUGCGCUACAAACGUGACUUGAAAGAUCUCAAAGCUGCCUACGAUGCUGAAAAGAUCGCUCUCGACAAACGGGACAUUAGCAACGCCAACGAAAUCGAACAGCUACAUCGAAAAUGUCGCUGUCUCACCAAUCUCUUUGAGGAGAUGCGUAUGCGCUAUGAACGACGUGAUCCUCGUCCUGAAGACUUACGGGAAAUUGCCGAGCUACGGGAACGCUGUGAGUCUCAGGAACGUGAUAUGUAUCUGUUGACUGAUCGCCUGCGUGAAAUGCAAAUCCAAAUGAAUGAGUUGCAACAGAACAACGCCAACAUGAACAACAACAACAGCAACAACAAUAAAAAGACAAAGCAAGUCAAGAAGCCACCACCCAAGUCGAUACCCACAAAUUGCGACGUUAUCUACGAAGAAAACGAGGAACGAGAUUCACCACCACCCAAUUCAUAUGCGUCGGACACCAUCAAUGAGGAUGACGUCGAUGCCAACAACACCAACCGCACAGAUGACAGCAAAAAACAACAGAUUGUCGACAUUUCGAAGACCAAGUCGAAACUGAUCGCCGACAACCAGCAGGAUGACAGCCACAUGAUUACCGCCAUGUAAGCGACGGCCAACAAAAUGAUUGAAAAUGGCGGAUGUGACUGUGCGGCCCCAACAGAGGCCAGUUGUUGGCCGUUCCAAAUCACAAAGGGUGAUUUGUCAUGUACAACAUUUGUAUCAGAUGCUUCUACACUACCAUAUGGGGGGUGGCGCCGCGACUGCAUGUGUCCCAUGCACCAAGCACCCCCUGCCAGCCACCAUUUAUCCUCCACCCCGCACAUAAACCAUCACCAGUCGUCUCUCUUUUUUUGUAAAAUAUUUCAAUAUUUUGUACGAUUCUCUACGUAAGCACGUGGACCUUACUCUAUUUUUGUAUUUCUAAUGUGUAUUAUUAUUUAUUUCCUUAUUCUCUAAGUGAUCUGCAAAACGAUUCUAAAACAAAUUCUAUUCAUAAUUCGUUGACUAGUUUUAGUUGAUGUAUCAAAAUUUAUUUAUUUAUAUAUAUUUAAAAAAAAAAAAACAAAAACAAAGAAAACUUAAAGUUUUGUUGUUGCGAAAUUAUUCCCGAAAUAAAAAGAAAAUCUUUUAAUUUUGUACUUCAAAGAAGAAAAAAAAAAAUGAAAAUAAAGUGCAAAAACACCGAA